Molecule: messenger RNA, 1029 nt
Organism: Daucus carota subsp. sativus
Lineage: Eukaryota; Viridiplantae; Streptophyta; Magnoliopsida; Apiales; Apiaceae
Exons: 1
Coding region: 121-726 (201 amino acids)
Source: RefSeq, a predicted model, not a curated record
CACAUUUCAUUCGUUCAAUUCAAUUUCUUCCUUCUUUCAUAUCCUCUAUAACAAAAACCCUACCCCCUCCUCUUCUCUGCAAAUUAUUUGAAGAUCUUUUAAAUUAAUCGACAAGAUAAAAUGGAACCGAAUCUUGCUAUAGCUGCGAAAAAAAUGUGGAGCCUAGUGCGUGUGUUAUAUUUCAUGGUAAGGAAAGGCAUAGCCAAGAGGAAGUUCAUGGUUGAUCUCAACAUGAUGAUGAAACGUGGCAAGAUUGCCGGAAAAGCCCUCCACAAUCUCAUGUUCCACCACCACCACAACUGGGCUGCCGCCGCGAGUAGUCGCCGUUCAUUCGUGGCUCCACGGCCAGGAGACUAUGAGUUCAGUUGCAGCAACAGCCCUGCCUAUCCGAUCUCUCUUUUUCUCAAUAAGCACCGCAAGAAUCACACGAUCGAUCACUCGCAUUUCUUCUCGUGCAACCAGUCUCCCGCGAUGGAUGAUGAUGUGGCGGCGGUGAAUGCCGUGGUCAAGGCCUUGGAGAUGCUGCAGCACAGUGAGGCUGCGUCCCCGGCUUUGCCGGGGUUCGGGAGGAGUCCUCUUGUUAGGCAGCUCAGGAUAACGGACUCCCCCUAUCCGUUAUCCAAUGACGUGGCUGAUGACAGCCACGUCGAUGAAGCUGCCGAGGAAUUCAUAAUGAAGUUCUACAAAGAUCUUAAGAAGCAGAAUUUAAUGUCGUCGUUUGGUUGAAUCACUGCAACAAUUCUGGGUAUUUACGACGUAUAUAUAAUACUGUUCGUCAUCAAAAGCCGAGACCAUGCAUAUUGAGAUAUGAAUACGACGACGUUCCGAUUGUUAAUGCUUGGUGGGUUGGCCUUUAUAAGUUGGGGUUACUUUGUAAAAAGUUGAAACCUGUUAAUAGGCACUUAUGCAUUCUGCAGAUUAUCGUGCAUGUAUGCUUUUGUUUUGUAUCUGGAGAAAAUUAUUAAACAUAUAUGAAUAAAUUGUACUUCUUUUCUAUUUUUAAUAAUAGAAUGUAAAGAAAAUUUUCAA